AAUAUAUUAAAAAUAAAUCAUUUGAUAUUUCCUUCAAAAUUCUAUAAUAUUUUUUGUUUGUUUUCUUUUUUUUUUAAUUGCCGAAAUGAAAGAAGAAUAAAGAAAUGGGUUAAGUACAAGUCAUUUAAAGAAAGUCUGUCCUAAAUCGUGGUGCUGAGAGACCAAGAUUCAUUUGCACCUCAAAGCUCGAGCUAAACGGAACGCUUUCAAUGGAAUUGUUUUUGAUUUUCUUUCUGUCAACGGGAAACAAAAAGUGAUAAGAUACUUGUUUUUUUAUAAUUGUUUUUCCAAAUACAAUCUAUAAAAGCGCAAUUUAUACUGCCUUAAAUAGAGCUGAGAAUUCCGUUUCUCUCUUGUUUUCUCUCGCUGAUUGUAAUCAUAAAUUUUCACUGAGCAAGAGACAAUGCAAAGUCAUCGAAACGAACUACAAAUAUAAACAAUUGAAAUGGUUAACGGAUUUCCACAACAUAAGUAAACAAAACGUUGAUAGUUUGAGAAUCAAAUUGGAUCCCUCGGAGAAGAGGGAAAUUACAAAGAUUCAAUGUCAAUUGAUUCAUUUGUAUUUACUGAGUAUUUGAGAACUGAAAAUUGAGUGUUCAGAACGGCUAGAGCUAGUGACGGAAGCAGAGCUACUUGUCGGGGAAUCAUAGUUCAUCUUGAUUAACCAUUAAAGCCAAUCAAAACUAAUUCAAUUUUAAAAAAUUAAAACAAUAACUACCAGUGAAUAGGGAAAAAAUGCAGCUAUAUAUCUUUAUUCUGGCUACAUUAGCCUCUGGUCAUGCCGCAAACGAUCUUAAACUUUGGCUUACAAUAAGUGCACAAAAAAGAUUUUUGGAAAUAAGCUGGAUCAAUGCUCCAACUCAAGAGUUUGAUCAUAUUAUGUUGACAAAUAAAGAUCCAUUCAGUUUUGAGGAACGUCUGAUGUCACAAGGAACUCCACUAGCUGCCUACAACAAUGAUGAGGACAUUGGUUCUGGUGAUCAUCAAGGCGACAUUAUACCUAUUCACGGGUUUACGAGAAAGCCGGAAAUAGAAUCGCAACAGAGAAUCAUCCAGCCGUCUCGUAAGUUUUGGAUCUCAAAUGGAGGCUUAAAUGAAAUCGUAGCCGCCGUGAAACCCACUAAAAGAGAACAAUGGAUAAGUACUGGAGUUCCUUUCGAUUAUGAAUUAUCAAGGAAUGUCACUGCGCAGACCAUUUGCUACGGCUAUUGGGCUAGUUAUAUAGAUCAGAAAGGAACAAUUUUAGCAAAAACUUGCCUAAAAGCUUUUCCUCGUUGGAUGAAUGACAUGCGUCCGGUCAUUGGAGAUUUGCGACUUAGAGAUCUCUUUAUACCCGGCUCUCACGACUCUGGUUCAUAUCGCCCGAAUUUCGAUCCUCUGAUUAGAGAGAACCUGGUCACCAAAUAUGCUCUUACACAAGAUGAUGAUAUACGUGGACAAUUAUUACAUGGCGUGCGUUACCUGGAUAUACGUGUGGGCUAUUUUAGAGCCUCUCCUGAGAAGUUCUUCAUUUACCAUGGCAUUACCAAACAGAGGCCCUUACAGGAGGUCAUAAAUCAGGUCAGGGACUUCGUUCACGAAUCCAACGAGAUAGUCAUUUUUGGACUCAAAGAGUUUCCCGUUGGUUUUGGAAAAGGUAACGGUGUUCAUCGUUUAUUAGUUUCAUAUUUGCGGGAGCAAUUCGAAGAUCUAUAUGUGCACCCCUCCGCCACCUGGGCUGCCUCACUCAAUGACAUUUGGAGCCGCAAACAGAAUAUCAUAAUAGCGUACGAUAAGAGUGAUAUUAUUCAAGAGUUUCCCCAACUGCUAUUUAGCCCUAUUGAUCAACGAUGGGGCAAUGUUCAGAGUUGGUCACGUCUGGAUACAUAUUUACGACAAGUCAAUGAACUGGAUCUGGGUCGAUUCUCGAGUCGUCCCGUUGCUGAUAUGGCCGAACUCACACCUGAAACUUGGGAUGUCAUAUUGGAUAAACACGGGGGUUUGCGUAAAAUGGCUGAUCAGGUCAAUUGGCGUGUAUCCAUACUAUACAGAGACGAAUUGGGUAAAUAUUGUAAUAUCGUGGCAGCAGAUUUUAUACGUGGAACCACUCUAGUUGAGACUGCCAUUGAUGUGAAUCGCCGUAGAGCUGAGCUUUUUUGAAAAUAAAACUUUCAACUAAAUAAAUUA
This is a messenger RNA of Drosophila willistoni, 2166 nucleotides long. RefSeq names its product PI-PLC X domain-containing protein 1 (gene PLCXD). The record is from RefSeq and is a predicted model, not a curated record. NCBI's taxonomy places the organism in Eukaryota, Metazoa, Arthropoda, Insecta, Diptera, Drosophilidae. Gene Ontology annotation, molecular function: phosphoric diester hydrolase activity. The transcript has 2 exons. Gene Ontology annotation, biological process: lipid metabolic process. The coding region runs from base 736 to 2139 and encodes 467 amino acids.